Molecule: messenger RNA, 741 nt
Organism: Sitodiplosis mosellana (orange wheat blossom midge)
Lineage: Eukaryota; Metazoa; Arthropoda; Insecta; Diptera; Cecidomyiidae
Exons: 3
Coding region: 81-515 (144 amino acids)
Source: RefSeq, a predicted model, not a curated record
UAGUCUUUGGCUCGGCGAGAAAUUAGCAAAAAAAAAUCUCAUUUUAUUACGUUUAAACCUAUAUAAAAACGCUGCAUGAGAUGCCCAAGAUUCAGAAUUUGCAUUUCAACUCGUACGUUAAGUGUAACAAAAUGACUAAAAUUGCGGUUUUUGCUUUUAUUAUUUCAUUUUUUUUGUGCCGUUUGACCGAAAGUGCACCAGCUGGAGACAACGCCGAGUUGGAGAUUUACACACGAGAAUUGGAAUUGGGACAUUUAUUUUCGGUGGAAGAGCUAAUCUCUCCCAAUGGAGGUGUCAUUAUUGUUGUCGUUGAAGAACAAUACUAUAAAUACGCAGAAACAUUUGUGAAAGAAAACCUAGUCAGCAAAAGUGUCAGUGUGUUUUUAACGUCCACAUCAGAGUAUGUUCAAACGAUACAAGAAGAAAUGACGUCUCCCAAUGGAGAAUAUUACUACUACUUCAAACAAGAGACAGUUAGAAAAGAAAAAAUUUGGGUGAUGUAUUUUGGACAGUAGGACGAAAAAUUGUUCAUCGCCGUAUGUUACACGCAAAUAAUAUAUGAGUUUCCAUGGUGGAAUGAAAUAAUCGAUAAAAUGUGAUGAAUUAUCAGGUAGAACGGAGAAUAUCAUAAGCAAUCCCCAUAAGAAUAAGGUCAAUUCUAUAUUAUUUAGGAUAACCAAUCAUUUGUAAUGCACUCAAAAUAUGUCGAUGGUUAGUAAUUACAGAGUUUGAAUAAAUAAA